ACUGCUUGUGAUGGAUGUUUACUUUAGUAAGUCUUUGUCGUAAUUAUUUUCAGGACUGAAGAGAAAGAGCAGCAGGAGGAGGGGGGUGAAAAGUAUUUUGGUGCAGCUGUUUUUUUUUUGUUUUUUUUUGUUAAUGAAAAGCGAAAAGGCAGGAGGCAGGCCCGUCGCGUGUGUCSGCUCUGGCUGGUGUCCGACCCGAAGCUUCUCAUCUCGCCUGUUGGCGCAUGCAGGUGGCACCGGACCCGCGAGAGGAUUAUGACCCUGGAAGGAGAGCUCGAGCUCAUGGAGAGGGCAGAUAUCGACGUGGAGGGAAAAGGGAACAAAGCUACACGGAACCAGGGGUAUGUAUCUUUGACCAAAGAAGACGGGGCCGAUUUGGAGCAGCAACGCGCUGCGUCCCUGUCUCCAAAACAGCCAGCGAAGGAUACGGAGGAUGAGGGUGACUUUACGCCAAAGUGCACAAAGAGAAUCGCUGCCUCGGUGAAACCUCCGUACUCCUACAUCGCUCUUAUCACCAUGGCAAUCCUCCAGAGCCCGAAGAAAAGACUGACUCUCUCGGAGAUAUGUGACUUCAUCAGCCAGCGCUUCACGUAUUACCGGGAGAAGUUCCCCGCGUGGCAGAACUCCAUCCGUCACAACUUGUCCCUCAACGACUGCUUCGUCAAAAUGCCCCGGGAGCCCGGUAACCCCGGGAAGGGGAACUACUGGACGUUAGACCCUAUGUCGUCUCAUAUGUUCGAGAACGGGAGCUUCCUACGGCGGAGGAAACGUUUCAAACGGCAGAAUUACCGAUUUGGGAUGAUGGACACCCGGUGCCCGCUCGAGCGCAGCAGCGUGCUCCCUGGAUUUUCCUUCUACGGGGCGAACGGAAUAGGGCCGUGUCAUUUUCAGGUACCCGGUUUGGAAUUGUACCAUCACUUGGGCAUCGAACAUCAAUCUGUUUCUAACCAAAGCAUCCCACCAGUGAGCAGCAUCUUGCCCGCGCUCUCCUCACUUUUAUCAAGGAAUUCGAACAUUGUCCAAAAGACGUUUCUUACACCUCCGUCUCUUAGCUUUGAGAAUUUCGAAACGACGCACCGCUCAGCCUCCACAGUGGCCCAAGCUUUGGUKCCCGGAUCUUCAUUUCUGUCCCCGGCCUCGCUCCAUUCGAUGGGCGCUCCGCAUCUCUGGAGCUUUCAUCCCGAGUACCACAAACUGCGCUCUCUCCCCAACUCCAGCCGUAUAGCAAAUGAACUCUUGCAGCAACUUGGUGACAAAUAGCUUAAUCAAUAGUGUUUUCUGUAUUGACGUGGAUUCAUCAGGGAAACCAACUUUCAUAGAUUUGUAUCUAUUCAAUUAAUAAAUGCUUCAAAUGAAAAAAAAAUAUAUGUUUUGAAGGUGUCAAUUGAGUCAAAAUGUCUAACAAUGUUAGUGGCCACCCCAAAAAUGUUUUGCAAUAUAAAUGUUUGAGGCCUAUAUUUUGUGUAAAUAAGCACUUUAUAAUGAUAUGUUUUCAUUUGAUUUAUAACGACAUUUGGCAACUUAUCAUUAAUUGCAAUGUUGAAAACAAACUGAAUUUAAAAAAUCAAAUCAUGGCAAAAAACAUUUUGUAAUUGAACAUGUCAGAUUUAUUAUGCAACUCGUCUUGAUUCACUGACGCAGAACCUCUCAGAAUUCCCUAAUCUAGCAUAUGCGCCAAUCUUGCAGUGGCAAAUUUAAUUCUAUACUUUGAAAAUGUUAUAUUUUGCCUUAUCUAUCUUAAGGCGAAGUCUGUUUUCCUACACUACAAUCAAUAACACACAAAAUAUUUGGAGCGCAAACUAUGUGGAGCCCUGAAACAUAAACACACAGUUUUCAAUAGCCUUUUAUUUUGAAAGGUGCUGGUCUUAUUUUUGUUUA
Messenger RNA from Salvelinus sp. IW2-2015, 1878 nucleotides. Its product is annotated as forkhead box protein D1. Gene Ontology annotation, molecular function: RNA polymerase II cis-regulatory region sequence-specific DNA binding; DNA-binding transcription factor activity, RNA polymerase II-specific. NCBI's taxonomy places the organism in Eukaryota, Metazoa, Chordata, Actinopteri, Salmoniformes, Salmonidae. Gene Ontology annotation, biological process: regulation of transcription by RNA polymerase II; anatomical structure morphogenesis; cell differentiation. The record is from RefSeq and is a predicted model, not a curated record.